CAAAUGAUUCAUUCGGAUUGAGGGGUUGGACUUAAACCAGACGAAAACCCACAAUACAUUGUUUUCUUCACAAACGUCUGAAAUUUAAGAACGGGUUAGUGUUGCAGCUACAUUCUGCAGUGUGAAGAGACUGAUCUGCACGUAAAUAAUUCAGGACGCUAGACUGUAUUUCUGACUUCCCGAGUGUAGCGUGUUAGCAAACUUUUGAUCAUGGCACUGGACGGAUGUGGCCAGCUGUGCAAGUGUAUCCUCAUCCUUUUCAACAUCCUUUUUGCCCUGGUGGGUUUUGCAAUGUUGGGGUUGGGCUUGUGGCUGAGGUUCAGCUCUGAGACCAGAGGAUUUUUUGACAUAGACCUCAACACACAACAGUUUGUCAUCGGUGUGUCAGUGUUGAUUGCGUUAGGAGCAGUGAUAUUGCUCGUGGCUGUUUUCGGAGACUAUGGAGCAUGCAAUGAGAAUAGGACUGCAUUGGGAGUGUUUUCCUGCCUGCUGGCUAUCCUGGCUGGAUUAGAGAUUGGAGCCGGUGUGUUUGCCUACAUGAGAAGCGAUGAGGUGGGAGAGCAGCUGGCAAAAUUCUAUAUAACUGUGUACGCUCAGUAUGUGGACAAAGGAGACCCUGGCUUGACUGUUACCCUGUCCAUGUUCCACAAUGUGUUGCACUGCUGUGGACUCAUUGGUGCCUUGGACCCCUUGGUCAAAAGAACAUGUCCCGAUACCGGCUUUUUGGAGACCUUCACUCUCCCUGCCUGCCCCACAGUGAUCGUCAACCUCUUUGAGUCCAAAGCGCCUCUGGUGAUGGGCCUCUUCCUUGGGACUGCUGCUAUGCUGAUCUUUGCCCUGGUGUGCAGCUCCCUCCUCAGCAAAGAGAUCCAGCGCUCCCAGUCCUCUCCUCCCCCCUACAUCCUCCUCUCCUCUACUGUCCUCUCCCCCCCUAACCAGGACCCUGUGGUCUUUUCCCCGCUCCCUGUCAUCAUACCUGUGGCUGAUGCACUGUAACUCCUUACCCCUCCAUCUUUAUUUACACCAAUGAUCUAUGCUUCUUUCCUUGCACAUAGAUUCUUUCUUUCCACUGCUCAGUAAGGUCAAUGUCUAGUCUCACUGCAAGCUAUCCAACUUGUCCCAUUUAAAUGUCUGGAAUUAGUGUUUCUCGUCUUCAAUUCACACUCCUUUGGUACAUUUGCUUGUCUCAGAAGCCAUAUUUUAGGUGGGGAUUUGCACUAAUGAAUCUCACCCUGUUGCAGCAUGUGGUCUAAUCCUGAAGGUGAUGGGGGGGUGAUUGCUCCACCCUGCUCUCUUUAUAUGAUCCCAUUCUGCUUAACCCUUUCCUCCCUGCAUCCCCACCUCCUCCUGUUGCUCCUAGAUCACAGCCCUGGUGUGCUGCAGCAUCCUCAUGAAACAGAUCAAGAGGAGUCACCUCUCUGCCCCCUGUACCACAGCCAGGCUGUGUAUUGAGGGGACAGGACCACCACCAUAUUCAAACACAGUUUUCUCCACUAGGAGACCAAACCAGAUAGUUGUCAUUCAG
Messenger RNA from Oncorhynchus tshawytscha (Chinook salmon), 1525 nucleotides. Its product is annotated as CD9 antigen. The transcript is spliced from 9 exons. Gene Ontology annotation, cellular component: membrane. The record is from RefSeq and is a predicted model, not a curated record. Lineage: Eukaryota; Metazoa; Chordata; Actinopteri; Salmoniformes; Salmonidae. Bases 211 to 996 code for a protein of 261 amino acids.